Molecule: messenger RNA, 1766 nt
Organism: Onychostruthus taczanowskii (white-rumped snowfinch)
Lineage: Eukaryota; Metazoa; Chordata; Aves; Passeriformes; Passeridae
Gene: NEURL1B
Product: neuralized E3 ubiquitin protein ligase 1B
Exons: 5
Coding region: 86-1756 (556 amino acids)
Biological process (GO): ubiquitin-dependent endocytosis
Cellular component (GO): early endosome
Molecular function (GO): ubiquitin protein ligase activity
Source: RefSeq, a predicted model, not a curated record
GCGGCGGCGGGAGGCGGGCGCUGUCCAUGGCCCUGCGGAGCUCCGGGCGGCCCCGGGCUCCGCCGCGCCGCCGAGCGAGCGAGCGAUGGGCAACACGGUGCACAAGACGCUGGCAGACACGAGCCACCAGGCGCGCUCGGUGUCCAGCCGGCCCUACUACAGCUUGCCCAACAGCAGCCAUGAGCGACGCUCGGUGCUGGCCAUCGCGGAGCCGCCGCGCUUCCACUCGCAGGCCAAGGGCAAGAACGUGCGGCUGGACGCGCACUCGCGCAAGGCCACGCGCAGGAACAGCUUCUGCAACGGCGUCACCUUCACCAACCGGCCCAUCCACCUCUACGAGAAGGUGCGCCUCAAGCUGGUGGCCGUGCACCACGGCUGGAGCGGCGCCCUGCGCUUCGGCUUCACCAUCCACGACCCCUCGCAGAUGAGCUCCGAGGAGAUACCAAAGUACGCCUGCCCCGACCUCGUCACCCGCCCCGGCUACUGGGCCAAGGCUCUGCCGGAGAGGUUUGCGGUCAGGGACAAUAUCCUGGCCUUCUGGGUGGACCGGCACGGCAGAGUCUUCUACAGUAUUAAUGAUGAGGAGCCAAUCUUGUUUCACUGUGGUAUUAAAGUUUCCGGGCCUCUUUGGGCGCUCAUAGAUGUCUACGGAAUUACCCACGAAGUGCAAAUUCUAGACAGCAUGUUUGCAGAGACCAUGACCACUGCCCGGCUCAGCACCGCCCGGCUCAGCACCUGCCUUCCCCAGAGCAACCACGACUCGGCCAACUUCAACAACAACGAGCUCGAGAACAACCAAGUGGUGGCCAAAAUUGCAAACCUAAACCUAAGCCGGGUACCAGGGCUUGGGACUGACAACCACAUCAUCCCCUGCUGCCCCAGCCGGCGGCAGCCCGCCCAAGGAGUCCCGGCGUUCCUGGACACCGACCUGCGGUUCCACCCCACCCGCGGCCCCGACGUCACCUUUUCCCAGGACAGGAUGGUGGCCUGCACCAACUGGCAGGAGAGCAAUAGGACUUUGGUGUUUUCUGACCGGCCUUUGCACAUCGGGGAGAGCCUCUUUGUGGAAGUAGGACACCUGGGGCUGCCGUACUACGGGGCCCUCUCGUUCGGCAUCACCUCUUGUGAUCCGAGCACUUUGCGGACAAACGAGCUCCCGGCGGAUCCGGAUUUUCUCCUGGACCGUAAGGAGUACUGGGUGGUUUACCGGGCCUUCCCGGUGCUCAACAGCGGCGACAUCCUCAGCUUCAUGGUCCUGCCCAACGGAGAGGUGCACCACGGGGUCAACGGGGCCAGCCGGGGGAUGCUCAUGUGCGUGGACACCUCACAGUCCCUCUGGGUGUUUUUUACCAUCCACGGCGUGAUCAACCAGCUCAAAAUCCUGGGCACGGUGCAGUCCAGCCCAGGGACGGUGUCUCCCUCAGGAUCCCCCGGUGGCUCCCAAUACGACAGCGACUCGGACAUGGCCUUCAGCGUCAACAGGUCCUCAUCAGCUUCCGAGUCCUCGUUGGUGACUGCCCCCAGCUCCCCUUUGAGCCCCCCCAUCUCUCCUGUCUUCUCCCCUCCGGAGCCAUCGAGCAGCAAGAACGGGGAGUGCACCGUGUGCUUUGACAGCGAGGUGGACACGGUGAUCUACACCUGCGGACACAUGUGCCUCUGCAACACCUGUGGUCUUAAGCUGAAGAAGCAGCUCAACGCCUGCUGCCCCAUUUGCCGACGGGUCAUCAAAGAUGUGAUUAAAAUCUACCGCCCGUAGCGCCCGUCAG